Ostrea edulis (European flat oyster) is the source of this 2138-nucleotide messenger RNA. RefSeq lists its product as uncharacterized. Lineage: Eukaryota; Metazoa; Mollusca; Bivalvia; Ostreida; Ostreidae. The coding region runs from base 1290 to 1775 and encodes 161 amino acids. The record is from RefSeq and is a predicted model, not a curated record. The transcript has a single exon.
GUGUCAACGCUACAUUCAUAAAAUAAAUCCAUGCUACUCUGCAUUCACUAUGUACCUUUGUAACUUAACAAUAUUCAUGAUACUCCCGAAGAAGCAAAGGGCUUAGUCGAGCAUACUCAAUCGCCUUCCUGAUAUUUUUAUCAUAAUUGUAUAUAAAGUGAUAUGAAGGACUUUCAUAGUAGGACAUACCUCAUAUACCCGUGUCCUUUCGCCGAUUGUACACCCUAGAGUCUAAGAAUCAUGCUGGCAGAAAACAAAGUUAUCUAAGGCCAAAAUCAUCUGCCCUCGCCCCGAACAACUAAAAUAAAAAAUGGUGUCCCUACCACAAUAUAUUUUUUUUACGCCUGAAUUGAGAGCUGGUUAUUGUAAUUUGUAUUUGUAAAUUCUUCCAAAAAGAAAAGAUUUUUUGCUUACCAAUCUGUUUACAUUUUCAAUAUAGAUUCAGACUUGGGCAAGUAAAAUUAUCUUUCGUUUUAAAUGUGACUCUACAUAUUUACACGUUAAACUGCGCUCGGCGUGUUCUGGUCCAAGUUGUUCAAUUAUCUUCAUAAACAAACAUCGAUGAAGAAAUUUAAAGAAGCUGCACAGAUUUAUCCGCCCCAUAGACCUACUUCUUCUAUAGUAAAUUUCUCCGUCCUCGUCGAGUGCCCCGUUACUUAACCUGCGCGCACGCAUUUAUUAAGUUAUUUCCCGCUCCAUAAUGUAUUCUCUUACCUGCCCUUCGUUAAUUCCCUGUGAUAAUUACAUUAUUGAGGGGAAAGUUUGUUUAUUGCUAAUAUUAAAAUGUAAAUAUGCAUUCAGAAAUUGAAUAGUAUGAUUAAUUUAAUCAUCUUAUCAUGACAUGACACGCCGAAGGAAUGCUCCCGUACAAUGUCAUGAAUAAUUCAUUCUCCUUUUAUCUGGUAUAUAUAAGCUGAGGGUGGCUAUGUCUUGUGUAGAAUCAGUUUGUCAGAGUUCAAGUUUGCUUACAUACGUCCAAAAAACCUGUCUAUGAAAAUGGUAAGCAGAUUUAUUCUCAUUUUACGCAAUGUAACUUUUUUUUCAGAACGAAAAAAAAAAAUUCUAUACAAUUUUUUUUAAAAACAAAAAUGAAACGUUUUAAAUAUAUCGAUUUAAAAUCAUAGAUCUGAUCCGUGAACAUUGACUUACAUGUCACUUUUCGUGUGAUCACGUGAUAAUGAUGUCAUUGUGGCGCAGACUUUGCAUUCAUAUUAUAAUCAUAUUGUCCUGCUUUAUUUCAGGAUUAUGUCAAGUAUCUUGCUCUGCUCCUUGUCUUACUCUCUGCUUCCAUGGUUACCAUGGCAGAUGACAGUAGUGAGGAGAAUGAUGAAAACGAGGCUGAGGAGGAACAGGAAGACGCAGUCGAAGCCAACACAAAUGACAUCAUGACAGCGCCAUCUGUCAACUCAGCAGGGACACAAAAUGUCGGAUCCAAGGGGGUGAUCAUUCCGUAUGGCAAUGUACAAAAACCGAGCUCAACCUCCAAGUCUGUCGUAAAAGCAAAAGCAGUCAUUUCCAAAAUCACAAAGAAAAUUAAUCGGGUUGUGGGACUCCAUCGCCAACGGUUCUCAUUUUACAGAUGUCAGACUUCCUGUCUAGUUGGCGCUAUAUCCUGCAUGAAUACUUGCCGUACUAAAGGAGCGUAUACCUUUUACCGAGAACAGUACAUGGUCUGCGGACGCAAAUGUCGAUUCAACCAGUACUGGUGUAAAAAGGUGUGCAAGGAUGACCUCAGCAGGACCCGGGCAGAACAGAUGAGGCGACUUAGAUCAUAAAAAGUUAAUCUCAAAGUACUACCUCGGCUUCAACAAUCAAAUCAAUAGGAUUUGCUCGUGAGACGGUUGUCCCAGACUCAAUCUAGGACAUGAUAAAUGGCCACAAACUGAUAUAACAUAAUGACAUUCUCUAACAGAACAGUAUUCGUGUAGGCCAAUAUAAGUAUAUUUUUCAUCCAGCAGUUGUUCCAGAUGUCGGGUGUGAAUAACGUGAUCAGCGGUUGGACGAUACAGUCUUGUCUGUGACCAAUGAAAUCGUUUGUAACAAUACCAGUGUCUUUUGUGUGAAAUCCAUGUAGCUCUUUGUAUACUUAUCGUGUUGUUUUACAUGUAUUUAUUAUUUAUUGAACAAUUAAACCGGUU